UCUACUGCCUGGACCUCUUAGGCGUGAAGGUGGACGUGUACUUCGCGUCGGAGGUGGACGAGGCCGCCAUGACGGUGUCUGAGAAGCACUUCCAUGGUCGCGUCACGAGGCUGGGCGACGUGAGGCACGUCACGGAUGACCAGAUCGCUGCCAUUGCCCCUAUAGACCUCGUCCUAGGAGGCUCCCCCUGCUCCGACCUCAGCAUCGUCAACCCCAAGAGGAAGGGCCUGUUUGACCCGUCUGGCACUGGCAUUCUUUUCUUCGAAUUCGUGCGUAUUUUAAAGAGCGUUGCUCGCGCUAAUAAAAAACAUCCGCUCUUGUGGCUCUUUGAAAACGUCGCAUCCAUGCCGACUGAGUACAGGAACACCAUUAGCAAGCAUCUGCAUUCAGAGCCGACGGCCGUGGACGCCAGGGCGUUCACACCCAUGAGCCGCACACGCUUGUUCUGGGGCAACAUUCCUGACUUGCACGACCUGAGCGGCCUGAGGACGACGACUCAGACGAGGCUGCAAGAUUUCGUCGAACAGGUGUUUGACCGGGAGGCGCAAGUGACGGAGCUGAGGUGCGUGACGACACAAGCGAACUCCACCACCGACAUCGCGGGUCAUUACUUCCCCAUGCGCAUGCGCGGUCGCCCCGACGCCAUCUGGAUAACUGAGAUCGAAAAGGUGUUCGGCUUCCCUGAGCACUUCACAGACGUGGGCAACCUGCAGCCUCGACAACGGCAGGCGCUCCUCGGCAAGGCCUGGAGUGUGGACGUCAUGCUGCGCAUCUUAGAGCCUCUCAAGGCAAUGUUUCCUGCCCUUCGUCAGUAAAGGAGGACAAGGAUAUCUUAGAGCCUCUAAAGGCAAUGUUUCCUGCCUUUCGUCAGUAGAGGAGGACAAGGAAAUCUUGGAGCCUCUCAAGGCAAUGUUUCCUGCCUUUCGUCAGUAGAGGAGGACAAUGAAAUCUUGGAGCCUCUCAAGGCAAUGUUU
Molecule: messenger RNA, 974 nt
Organism: Hyalella azteca
Lineage: Eukaryota; Metazoa; Arthropoda; Malacostraca; Amphipoda; Hyalellidae
Product: DNA (cytosine-5)-methyltransferase 3C
Exons: 6
Coding region: 69-815 (248 amino acids)
Cellular component (GO): nucleus
Molecular function (GO): methyltransferase activity
Source: RefSeq, a predicted model, not a curated record